AUGGCUGAACCUGUUGAUCUCUCGUUCGCGACGCGGCCUGGAAAUAUUGAUGCCCCAGGAGACCUGCUUCAGGAGUUAUCCAUCAUUCAGAGAGAUCUUGUUCAUGGAGACGAGAACAUCCGGCAGACGAUGCUUGUCAAAGCCCGGACCCUCGUCCACUCUCUUCAAACGCCCAGGGAGAUCAUGGUACAGCACACAUGGGCUGGCGACCUCGAAGAAGUCGGGCAAGACGAAUACAGGCUUUCGAGUUUCACCAAGUCAUUGACCCUGUAUGUCAUCGGUGAUGGGUAUCUCGCACUUUUUGGUGGGAUUGGUCGCAGUCCAAUCGAGUUCUACAAGUUUGUCCGCCAGACCCAGUGGAAGAACCCAACCGACGCGAGUCACACUGCAAUGCACGUAUCUUACGACACUAAAGUACCAAACUGCUUUGAGUACUUGAGGCCUAUUGGGUCGGGCCCUCAAACAAAUAAUCAUAUGGGAGGCUACAGACAAGGUCGAUUGCCCUGGAUGCAUCCUUCGCUCUACGCGGUUGAGAAGACCCUUUUCCCAGGAUCAGACCAAGCGCCUGACGCCCCUCUACUAGUCGAUGUCGCCGGAGGUCUUGGUCAUGAUAUCCACGGGUUCAAGAAGUUUUACCCUGAACACCCAGGAGUGAGUUUCACAUUCACCAUAAAGACAACCACUACUGACAGACCACCCAAGAAAUUGAUCCUUCAGGACCUCCCAGUCGUGAUCAAUGACAUUCUCCAUAACUGGCCAGAUGAUGUAUGCCGCAAGAUCUUAGCUCGUCUUGCAGAAGCCAUGAAGCCUGGUUACAGCAAACUUCUUAUUUUCGAGUGCGUCAUUCCACGAACGGGUGCGUACUGGGAGGCUACAGCUGGUGAUAUCCUCAUGAUGACGCAGCUUUCGGCUCUGGAGCGUACAGAGGACAAUUGGUACCAGUUGAUCGAGCAAAGCGGGUUGAAUCUCAAGAUCGUCAAGUUUUGGAAGUGUGGAGUUGCUAGUGUUGAAAAUCUUAUUGAGUGUGAGCUUGUAUAG
Molecule: messenger RNA, 1038 nt
Organism: Fusarium fujikuroi IMI 58289
Lineage: Eukaryota; Fungi; Ascomycota; Sordariomycetes; Hypocreales; Nectriaceae
Product: related to O-methyltransferase
Exons: 5
Coding region: 1-1038 (345 amino acids)
Molecular function (GO): O-methyltransferase activity
Source: RefSeq, a predicted model, not a curated record